AUGGCGGAAGAGUUUGAGCGCUUCAAGCGCUUUGAGUACAGGCAGAACAGUAACCUGGUUUUGCAGAGAGACACUUCCACAGGGGUAGCGCCGGCAGUCAAUUUGGGCGAGCCUACAGGAGAGCCAGAGUCGCUGGCAGGUCGCAAGCUGUACCCGAUGGGCGACAAAGUUGAGAGGGGACUGAAGAAGGAAGAUCGACCGGCAAAAAGCGCGGAUCCCAAGCGCGCCAAACUGAAGAGAAAUAAACUGGAUCUCAAGCGCGGUGCGACAGUUCUGGACGCAGAUGUGACUGAGAUUUUCUUCUAUAAGCCGACGACUCAGCAGACGCGCCUGGUGUACGAACAGCUGCUCGUGACCCUCCAGCAGCAGCUUGGUGACCAGCCCGACGAAGUCUUGAAGGGCGCGGCAGAUGAAGUGCUAGCGGCUUUGAAGGUUGAUGGAUGCAAAGACAGUGAAAGAAAGAAGAACGUGGAGCAGGUUCUCGGGCCGCUGACCUCAGACCGAUACACCCGCCUCCAUCAACUCGCCAAAAACAUCACGGACUAUUCCCUCGGAGGCGAAGAAGAGGAUGGCGCUCAGGCAGGAGGGUUGGACGGGUCCACGGGGGUGGCUGUGGUCUUUGACGAAGAGGAGGAGGAAGACGGGGAUGGGAACGAGUUGAUGGAAGUCGAGGUUCUCGAGGGAGAGGAGGAGGACGACGAAGACGAAGAGGAGGCAGAAGACAAGGAGCGAACGUACUUGGCGGCGAAGAACGUCGACGACGACGAGUUCGAGGACCGUGACGCAUACGAGCUGGACAUCUCCAAGAUCGACCCUCACUGGCUCCAGCGCGAGUUGAACAACGUCUUCAAAGACCCGAACAAGGCGGUGGCGACGGAGAAGGAGAUUUUGUCGAUUCUCGCGACUCCCGACAUCCAGAAGUGUGAGAACCAGCUGGUCGUGAUUCUCAAGUACGAGAACUUUGAGCUCGCCAAGUUGAUUUUGAAGAACCGCUGGAAAGUGUUCUACGCAGUUCGUCUGGGACAGGCGCAGAGCAAGGAGGAGAAGAACGCGAUCUUUGAGGAAAUGAAGAACUCGCCCGAGGGCCAGGAAGUCCUCGAGCUCCUCGACUCGCUCUCGUCGCGCCGCAACAAGGAGAAGGAAAUCGCCAUCAACGUCCGGAAGGAAGCGGCGUCGCUGGCAGCGAAGGCGCAGGCGCGCGCGGCCUCGCUGCGCGCCGCGGAGUUCGCCGAGGAAGACGCCGGCGGCGGGGCGGGUUUGCAUGCGUCGUCCACGGCCGCCUUCGCAGGGAAGCCGGGAAAGGCCCUCGGCGCCGCGCUGUCGAAGGCCCGCGACUUGGACGAGGCGACGGGCGACCGCGACGGGCUCGAGGCUGCCGGGGCGCAUCCGCAUGCGAUGAAGGGCGCGGUCGCGAAGAAGCCGACCGCCGCCGUGGACUUGUCCUCGAUUGCCUUUCACCAGGGCGGGCACUUUAUGGCCAACACGCGCGUGAAGCUUCCAGACGGCGCGCAGCGCAUCGAGACGAAGAACUACGACGAGGUGGUUGUGCAGGCGUUCAAGAAGCCGCAGGAGGCGCCCGACGCGCGGCUGCCGAUCUCGGCGCUGCCUGACUGGGCCCAGAGCGCGUUCUCGUGCGUGAACAUUGAACAGCUGAAUCCGAUGCAGAGCAAAGUGUACAAGGUGGCCUUUGAGGAGUUCAACGAGAAUCUGCUCCUCUGCGCGCCGACGGGUGCCGGCAAGACGAACGUUGCGAUGCUCGCGAUCCUGAACGUGCUGGGUCGGCACCGCAACGCCAAGACUGGCCACAUCGACUUGUCCGGGUUCAAAGUGAUCUACAUCUCGCCAAUGAAGGCUCUGGUCGCGGAGCAAGUCCAGGCCUUCUCGCAGCGUCUGCAGCCGUACGGAGUCACAGUCCGCGAGUUGACUGGCGACGUGAACUUGACUCGCCAGCAGAUCGAGGAGACGCAAGUCAUCGUCACGACCCCGGAAAAGUGGGACAUCAUCACGCGGAAAGCUGGCGAGCGCGCCUACACGCAGCUCGUCCGCCUCGUCAUCAUCGACGAGAUCCACCUGCUCCACGACUCCCGGGGGCCCGUCUUGGAAGCCAUCAUCGCCAGAACGAUUCGCCAAAUCGAAACCGCCCAAGAACACAUCCGCCUCGUCGGGUUGAGUGCGACGCUGCCCAACUACGACGACGUCGCUGUGUGCUUGCGCGUAACGCCCGAAAAGGGUCUCUUCUUCUUCGGCAACCACUACCGCCCCGUGCCGCUGAAACAAACGUACAUUGGCGUCAAAGACAAAAAGGCCAUCAAACGCUACAACACCAUGAACGAGGUCACCUACGAAAAGCUCAUGGAGAACGCCGGCAAGUCGCAGGUGUUGAUUUUCGUGCACUCGCGCAAGGAGACAGUGAAGACUGCGCGUUUCAUUCGCGACAUGGCGCUGCAGAAGGACACACUCCCGCGAUUCCUCCAGCACAUGACGGCCAGUCGGGAGAUUCUGCAGUCCGAAGCGGAGGCGGUGAAGACGGGCGAUUUGAAAGAGUUGCUGCCGUACGGCUUCGCGGUCCACCACGCCGGGCUGCCGCGCACAGACCGGAAGCUGGUCGAGGACCUGUUCGCAGAUCGCCACAUUCAAGUGCUGAUUUCGACGGCCACGCUCGCGUGGGGUGUGAAUCUCCCCGCACACACAGUCAUCAUCAAAGGCACGCAGGUCUACUUGCCCGAGAAGGGCUCUUGGGCAGAGUUGAGUCCGAUGGAUGUGCUCCAGAUGAUGGGGCGCGCCGGGCGCCCGCAGUACGACACGAGCGGCCACGCGAUCCUCAUCACGCAACACAGCGAGCUCCAGUACUACCUCUCCCUCAACAACCAGCAACUCCCGAUCGAAAGCCAAAUGAUUUCCUGCCUCCCCGACAUGCUCAACGCCGAAGUCGUCCUCGGUUCGGUGCGGAGCCGCGAGGACGCGGUGAACUGGCUAGGGUACACGUACCUGUACGUGCGCAUGUUGAAGAACCCGACGUUGUACGGCAUCCCGCCGGAGGAAAUUGAGCGCGACAAGUUGCUGGAGCAGCACUGCGUGAAUCUGAUUGACAGCGCGUUGAAGAUUUUGGACAAGAAUUUCCUCAUCAAGUACGACCGGCGCAUGGGGGCCAUCCAGGUGACGGCGAUGGGGCGCGUCGCGAGUCACUACUACAUCAAGUAUCCGACGAUUGCGGUGUACAACCAGCACAUGAAGCCGACGCUGUCGGACAUUGAGCUCCUGCGUCUCUUUUCGCUCUCGUCCGAAUUCAAGUACAUGCCGGUCCGCGAAGAAGAAAAGGUGGAGCUCCAGCGGCUCAUGGAGCGCGUGCCGAUCCCUGUGAAGGGCUCUCCGGACGAAACGAGCUCGAAGGUGAACGUCCUCCUCCAGGCGUACAUCAGCAAACUGAAACUCGAGGGUCUCGCCAUGAUGGCCGACAUGGUGUACGUACAGCAGAGCGCGAACCGAAUCAUGCGCGCUAUCUUCGAAAUCUGCCUGCGACGUGGCUGGGCGAUGCUCGCCCUCCGGGCCCUCCAGUUCUGCAAAGAAAUCGACCGCCGCAUGUGGAGCAGCAUGACGCCGCUUCGACAGUUCAAGGUGUUGCCGGAAGAGCUGCUGCGGAAGAUCGAGAAGAAAGACUUGCCUUUCGAACGGUACUACGACCUGUCGUCGACGGAGAUCGGGGAGUUGGUGCGCGUGCCCAAGAUGGGCAAGCUUCUCCACCGGCUGAUUCACCAAUUUCCGAAACUCGAGCUGGCGGCCUUCGUGCAGCCGCUCACGCGCACCUGCCUAGUCGUCGAACUGACCAUCACGCCGGACUUCCAGUGGGACUCCAAGGUACACGGCAGCGGCGAGGUCUUUUGGGUGCUGGUCGAGGACGUCGACGGCGAACAGAUUCUCCACCAUGAGAUGUUUAUCAUGCCGCCGUUUACCGGCGAAGUGGAGCACACACUGUGCUUCACGUUGCCGAUUACCGAUCCUCUGCCUCCGAAUUAUUCCAUUCGCGUCGUCUCCGACCGCUGGCUGCACUCGCAGUCGUCGCUUCCAAUUUCCUUCAAGACGCUCAUUCUUCCCGAGAGAACUCCGCCGCACACAGAACUUCUGGAUCUCCAGCCUCUUCCCAUCUCGGCUCUCCGGGACGCGAAAAUGGAACAGGUCUAUGCAGGAAGUUUCAAGGCCUUCAAUCCCAUCCAGACUCAGGUCUUCUCCACGCUGUACGCGACGAACGAGAAUGUCCUUCUCUGUCUGCCGCCGACGAGCGGGAAGGAGAUUUGCCUCGAGUUUGCGAUCCUGCGCAUGCUCAAGACGGAACCUGCCAGUCAGUGGAAAGCCGUGUACAUCGCCCCUCACCCGCUGGUGGUGAAGGAGAGACUCGACGACUGGGUCACAAAGCUUGGCAGGGGUUUGGGCGUCAAACUGGCGGAACUCACAGGCGAAAUGCAACAGGACAUGAAGCUUCUGGAGCAGUCGCAACUGGUGCUGGCGACUCCGGAGAAGUGGGACUUCGUUUCUCGUCGGUGGAAGACGCGCAAAGUGUUGCAGUCGAUUCGGUUGCUCCUCGUCGACGACCUCCAUCUGCUGAACUCGCCCGUCGGGUCCACGCUGGAGAUUUGUCUCUCCCGAACGCGCUACAUCUCCGCGCAACUCCAGCGCCCGAUACGCAUCGUCGCCAUGGCCAACUCGCUCGCAAACGCCAAAGACGUCGGAGACUGGCUCGGCGUCAGCAGCAGUGGUCUGUUUAACUUCCACCCGAGUGUACGUACGGUGCCCCUGGAGAUUUCGCUGCACGGUUUCGACGUUUACCACCGAGAGGCGCGGCUGCUGGCGAUGAGCAAGGCAGUUUACCAAGCUGUCAAGUUGUACACUUCAAACCGCGAAGACGAACGCUCCGGCAGCCUCUCGUCUCGAAAGCUGAAGAACGUCAUCGUCUUCUGCUCAGACCGCCGACACUGCAGGCUCACUGCCAUCGACCUACUCCUGCAAGCUGCCGCCGACGACGAUCCCAAAAAAUUCCUCCAUGUCUCUGACGAAGUCAUGAGCAAAUACACCUCUGUGGUGCGCGACAAAAUGCUCAACGAGACGCUUUCUUACGGUGUCGGACUCCUCCACUCUGGGCUCUCCGCCGCCGAGCAGCAACUCGUGCAGCAGCUGCAUGCGGCAGGCGCUAUUCAAGUCGUCGUCGUCGCCGAAGAGUGCGCCUGGGGGCUGCAAAUGUACGCACAUCUCGUCGUCAUUGUCGACACCAAGAAAUUCACCGAGAACGGGUACGAGGACUACACCGUGGCGGACGUGCUGCAAAUGCUGGGCCACGCGACGCGCUCGUCGAUUGACAAGCACGGGUACGCGGUGCUCUUUUGUCCUUCCUCGAAACGCGAAUUCUACAAAAAGUUCAUCUUUGAGCCGCUGCCGGUGGAGUCGCAGCUGGAGCAGAACCUCGUGGACCACAUCAACGCAGAAGUCGUCUUGAAGACGAUCGAAAACAAGCAAGACGCAGUCGACUGGCUAACCUGGACGUUCCUCUAUCGCCGCCUCGCAAAGAACCCGAACUACUACGGCCUGCAGGGGGUCACGCACCAACACCUCAGCGAUUACCUCUCCGAACUGGUCGAGUCUGGCGUUCACACGCUCGAGCAGGCGCAGUGUGUGUCGGAGCAAAACGAUGUGGACCUUCAGCCGCUCAACUUGGGUCUCGUUGCAGCCUUCUACUACGUCAAAGUCGACACGAUUGAACUUUUCAACCGCUCGCUGACUCCCACAUGCAAACGACGCGCACUGCUCGAGAUCCUCGCGGCGUCCUCGGAGUUUUCGAGUCUCCCCCUGAGACCCGGCGAAGAGGGAACCUUGAAAGGCCUGGCGCAGCGCCUCGGCGUCCGCCUCCCUUCCAACUCAGAAGAUCUCAACAAGCCGAGCACAAAGGCCCUCAUUCUCCUCUAUGCGCACUUCAAUCGGACGCCGCUGCCGAGCGACUUGAUCGCCGACCAGAAGAUCCUGCUGGAACCCACGAUCCGGCUGCUGCAUGCGCUCGUUGACGUCAUUUCCUCCAACGGUUGGCUGGUCCCGGCGCUCUCAGCGAUGGAAAUCUGCCAGGCCGUCGUGCAGGCCAUGACCACGACGGCUCUCGGCGGCGGCAACGCGACGCAGUGCAGCCCACUCAAGCAACUGCCUCAUUUCACUGACGAGCUCGUCGAAAAGGCCAAAGAGAUGGGCGUCGACGACAUCUUCGACUUGAUGAACAUGGAAGAAAAAGACAGAGAGAAACUCCUCAAAUCUCUUACUCCCUCCCAGCUCAAGGAUGUGGCCAAGGCGAGCAACAGGUACCCGGUCAUUAACGUGGAGUACCAAGUCUCGAAGAAGGACGGCGUGUUGCCGAGCGAGAAUCUGCAGUGCACGGUCACGUUGGAGCGCGAUUGCGCGGAAGAGACAUCUAGUGCCGUGUUCGCCCCGUACUUCCCGCGCGAGAAGGAAGAGCAGUGGUGGCUGGUCAUUGGCCAGGCUUCGUCAAACUCGCUCGCAGCCAUCAAGCGCCUGUCGCUCAACAAGGCGACGACGACAGUCACGCUCUCCUUCGAGGCGCCGGAAACCGAUGGAAAGCACACUUACGUUCUCUACCUCAUGGGCGACUCGUACGUGGGCGGAGACCAAGAAUAUAAGUUCGACGUUCGCGUGCGGUCGUAA
This is a messenger RNA of Neospora caninum, 6693 nucleotides long. Its product is annotated as RNA helicase-related protein required for pre-mRNA splicing, related. Gene Ontology annotation, molecular function: ATP hydrolysis activity; nucleic acid binding; ATP binding. Lineage: Eukaryota; Apicomplexa; Conoidasida; Eucoccidiorida; Sarcocystidae. The transcript has 18 exons. The coding region runs from base 1 to 6693 and encodes 2230 amino acids. The record is from RefSeq and is a predicted model, not a curated record. Gene Ontology annotation, cellular component: nucleus.